AAGUGUCCCUUCGGCCGCCCAACGGGAGUAGCGCAAACGUUCCAAUUGCGACUGCCUCCCAGGGAGGUGGAGAGACGCCAGGCCCUACCCUUGACUCCGCCGGGCCGCCCCUUCUCUGCUGGGAUCCAGAUGGCGGCGACGGUGACGCUGGAGCCUGCGGGCCGCUGCCGCUGGGACGAGCCCGUGCGCAUCGCCGUGCGCGGCCUGGCCCCGGGACAACCGGUCACGCUGCGCGCGUCCCUGCGCGACGAGAAGGACGAGCUCUUCCGAGCCCACGCGCGCUACUGCGCCGACGCCCACGGCCAGCUGGACCUCGAGCGCGCGCCCGCGCUGGGCGGCAGCUUCACGGGCCUCGAGCCCAUGGGGCUCCUCUGGGCUUUAGAGCCCGAGAAGCCCUUGCUGCGGCUGGUGAAGCGGGACGUACAGACGCCCUUCGCCGUGGAGCUGGAGGUGCUCGAUGGCCACGACCCGGAAGCCGGAGGGCUCCUGGGCCGGGCGGUGAACGAGCGCGACUUCCUGGCGCCGGGGGUGCGGCGCGAGCCCGUGCGCGUGGGCCGGGUGCGCGCCACGCUCUUCCUGCCGCCAGGCACAGGACCAUUCCCUGGAAUCCUCGAUCUUUUUGGAAGUGGUGGUGGCCUUUGUGAAUACAGGGCCAGCCUCCUGGCUGGACAUGGUUUUGCUGUGCUCGCUCUGGCUUAUUUCAGAUUUGAAGACCUCCCUAAAUAUUUGAAUAACGUGUGCCUGGAGUACUUUGAAGAAGCUGUGGACUUCAUGCUGCAACAUCCAAAGUCAGUAAUUUUUCCUUGAUGCUUAGUGGCUCAAAGAAGUUGAAGCCUAAAAGAAACUUAGUUGGAGACACUUAAAAACAACAACAGCAACAAAAAACAAAUCAAGGGCUUCCCUGGUGGCGCAGUGGUUGAGAAUCUGCCUGCCAAUGCAGGGGACACGGGUUCGAGCCCUGGUCUGGGAAGAUCCCACACGCCGCGGAGCAACUGGGCCCGUGAGCCACAGCUACUGAGCCUGCGUGUCUGGAGCUUGUGCUCCGCAACAGAGGCCGCGACAGUGAGAUGCCCGCGCACCGCGAUGAAGAGUGGCCCCCACUCGCCGCAACUAAAGAAAGCCCACGCACAGAAAUAAAGACCCAACACAGCCAAAAAAAAAAAAAAAGUUGGAUCAUAUAUUCAAAAACAAAAAAUCAUAAAAUAUAACCAAAUUCAGCCCAUUGUUCUGCUUUUGUUUGUACGCCUAAUGCCCUUGAAUGUACUUCCAUCAGGAUGAGAAAGGCCAAUGAACCAUUUUGAAAGCAAAUAUUGAUACAUGUUUUCGUCAACCACUGAUCCUUUAAGAAAUAUUUGUAUAAACCUGUUACAAUUCUCAGCAAACUGAAAACCACAAACACUUCUUAAUUCUUUCAGAGUAUCAUGGUUAAGCUAUUGUGUACAUUCAUUUUAAAUGGUCUUUGCACACUGGAAACAUAAAAGCUUGUGGGAAGCAUUCUGUUUUUUCAGGUGGUACAUGCAGAGAUGCACAACAUCCAAUAUUUAUGGCCACUAUAAUGAUGGAUGUGGGCGGCAGAAGUCAAAAUUCUUUGAGUUAGGGACUUCCCUGGUGGCGCAGUGGUUAAGAAUCCGCCUGCCAGUGCAGGAGACACAGGUUCAAGCCCUGGUCCGGGAAGAUCCCACAUGCCACGGAGCAACUAAGCCCGUGAGCCACAACUACUGAGCCCACAUGCUGCAACUACUGAAGCCCGCGUGCCUAGAGCCUGUGUUCCGCAACAAGAGAAGCCACUGCGAUGAGAAGCCCACACACCGCAACGAAGAGUAGCCCCGGCUCGCCGCAACUAGAGAAAGUGCUCGUGAACAACGAAGACCCAACGCAGCCAUAAAUAAAUAAAUUUAUUUUUUUAAAAAAAU
Molecule: messenger RNA, 1913 nt
Organism: Lagenorhynchus albirostris (white-beaked dolphin)
Lineage: Eukaryota; Metazoa; Chordata; Mammalia; Artiodactyla; Delphinidae
Product: acyl-coenzyme A thioesterase 6-like
Exons: 3
Coding region: 130-807 (225 amino acids)
Biological process (GO): fatty acid metabolic process; acyl-CoA metabolic process
Molecular function (GO): fatty acyl-CoA hydrolase activity
Source: RefSeq, a predicted model, not a curated record